CGCAGUCGCGCACGCACACCGCAGUGAUCGCUCGGACGCCGACCGCGUCGCACGUACCGUAUGUAGCAGCAUACCAUCCGACCUGACCCCGAGUGACCCCAAAAAGUGCACGGCGGCCGACACGAACGAAACGAAUCCGCGACCAUUCCGCGCAUAACUUAAAAUUAAUAAACUUAAACAUUAAUAUCGAACUAACCGCUUUGCAAUAACAUAUGUGAGCUUCAUUAAUUAGCGAAUUAACAUAUAAGGUGAUAAUCUAAAGACUGCGAGUGACGGAGCGCCAAGUUAAAUGUGUUAGGCGCAGGACCGGCGGACAGUAUGUCUGAGGGCGACGUGUCGCUCGUCCGCGACGAGGACGUGCUGCGGCGGAUGUGGCAGCAGACGGAGGACUUUUCCCGCAAGAAGGAGAUCCGCGCGCACAUGUACCGGCUGCGCGAGGAGCGCCUGCGCGACCUGUACUCGCCCGAGCCCGGCGCGGACGCUAAAGGUUGUGAGUUUACAACACAAGCCCACGUGAAAUCGUUUGCCGACCAGAACUUCCAAUCGAUGAAAAGCAAGGAGGUCCGCGAUGCGAGCUCCCCGACCAAGGAGUUCUCUUACCGCGGCCAAGAUCUCAAGGACCUUUCCAACGCUGGCUGGAAUGUGGAAUCUGAGAACAGAACUACCGACGAUGGCCACACUCAAGUGAAGUCGGUCCACGCUAACAUAGAGGGUAGAUACGACGUCGACGGUGGUCAAGGGCAGUUCGCCGCCGUAGACUACAACAAACAAGCCACGACCGAUUACGACGAUGGAAAAACUAGCCUCAAACGUAACGAGAACGUUUCUAACACCGCAGCUCACGAGCAAGUCGUGCGCAAGACUAAAGACGGAGUGCAUUCCUCAUCGACGACGAGUUCUUCUACCUCUACAUCGAAAUUCGAGCAAGUUUCUUCUACUCGCGAAGCCGUGCCAUAUCUAUCCAAUGAUGAUUAUGACUCAUCUUUACGCAAGACUUACGAUACCAAUCGCAAUGAUGAAGUCGCUUCCGAGAGAUUUACAAAACAGAGUACUAGUGAACGUGAACAAAACUCAAGAACUGAUAUAAAUCAAGGGGAACUGGUCUCCAGGAAAGUUGAUUAUCCAGAUGACAAUACAAAAGUUAUAGUAGAAACUAGGUGUUUGCCAGACGGCACAAGAGUAACUAGCACGCGCCGAGAGUUCCGAGCUCCUUCAGUUCAAACGAGCCGUUCAGAACAACAUUCUCAUCAAACAAGGACGGAGAAUAAAUCUUAUGAAACGUCACAAAAAAAGUCGCACGUAAAUGAGACUACUUCAAAAACUAUUCGCGAGUCAAUCAAUGACAGAAACAAUAUUGUAGAUUCCCAAAAGAUUAUUGACGACCAUGAUUUCAAACGCAACCAAAUUAAUUCUGAAAAUAAAUUCGAUGAUUACAAUCAAAAUAUUGAUCAAUAUAAAAAUCAAAGAAGAGUGGAUUCUCACGUCACUAUUGAUAAUUACGACUACAAAACAAAUAGGGAUCAUUCAAUAAAUAAAAAUGAUGAUUAUAAACAAAACACUAAUCAAUAUAAAGAACAGCGGAAACAUGAUACAAAUUUUAAUGAAACUAACCGUAGAGAAGUAAUUACUAAAAAUAAUGACGAGAACAUUAUUAAACAUAGCGACAUCAAUGAGACUCGUACGAAAAAAAGUAUUGAUGAAUAUGUAACUCGUGAAAAUUUUGUAGAAAAGAUAACAAAUACUGAUCAAUAUCACUCUACAUACCAGACAGAUUUUACUCAAAGAAAAAUAAGCAAUGAUCUGAGUCCUGCUCACCAAGCAUGGGCAAGUACUCUGCGUUCUGAUACUCCAACGAGACCUUCAACAAGAGCUUCUUCACCUGGAAGUAAAACUUUUAAAUCAAGCACAUCUUCUUUAAGAAGUAGUGUGAGCCCUGAUAAAACUUAUAAGAAACCAUCAAGUCGAGGCGAAAGCCCUGAUAAAAUUCACAGAAAACCUUCUAGUCGAGAGACAAGUCCUGAUAAAACUUUCAGAAAACCCUCUAGCCGUGGUGGUAGUCCGGAUAAAAUUUAUAAAAAACCAUCAAGCCCAGAGACAAGCUCUGAUAAAACUUACAGAAAAACGUCUAGUAGAGGAGAAAGCCCCGAUAAAAUUCUCAGACAACCGACAAGCCGAGAAACAAGUCCUGAUAAAUUUUACAGAAAACCUUCGAGCCGAGGAGUAAGCCCGAGCAAAAUUGAAAGAGAUUCUCUUUCUCACAGUAUUGUGUCCGAUAAAUAUACGAGUACUCAAACGAAUACUUUAAUUACGGAAAUAAAGACAAACUCAUACAAUAGUUCUGAAGAGCGUCCACAAGAAAACCGUCGGCCAAGACUGAGUAAGAGCCCAGAAAAACCAUUGAACCGUUCCAGGCCAAGUUCUAGUCCAGAUAAAAAAAAUAAUAAUAAAUUUAUUAAUGACAGGCCAUGCUCGCCAACCAAAAUUAUUGAAAAAACAAUAUCUCCUCAGAGAUGGAACUCUAGUCCAUUGGACGGAAGACCGACAGAUACGACUUCCGCUCCACGUUCAACGUCGCCAAAACAACAAAGCCCUGAUCGAAAAAAACCGGAAUCACAGCAUAAAAAGCCGGAUAAUGAAUCUCAUAGAGUCUCAAGUCCAGAGCACAAAUACCCCAAAUCUAUAUCUCCAACCAGGAGUUCAACCGAACCCCUUCAAAAAUAUUCUCAGACCCCAUCGCCUAUUAAAAAUGUAAGCCAAGAGCCAGAAGAAACAGUUUAUAAUGAACCUGGUUAUAUGAGACCAACUGCUACAAGCAAACCGAGAAGGAGUGAAACAUCACCUACGAAACACAUACCUUUUAAAAGCCCCGAACGCGAAACUUCCAAAAGCAUUAACAAAAUUUCAGACCAACAUUACAAAUUUAUUGAUGAAGAAACUAAAAUGUAUACUCGUAAUGACAAUACGCUAGUUCAUGUCAUCCAAAAUGUAAGCAGUGAUGAAGUAAUAACUGAAACUAUUCCAAAUAAACAUAAUAUAUCUGACUCAGAACAAUUACCACGACAUCAUUCACCAAGUCCUGAUGUUUACCCUAAAAAAUCUCCCUCUUCUCCAACGAAGACAAGUCCAGUAAAAGAAAGAAAUUACGAUGAAGACCUACCAGCAUCUAAAAAAUCACCAACUAGAAAUAUUUCAUCGAACUAUAAAAGCCCUAAUAAAGAUGAUUCACCACAAAAAAGUCAAUCUCCAAGUAGGAGUAAAUCGCCUAAAUCAGUUUCUACGAACCGUUACAGCCCAAUAAAAGAUGAUCAACCUAUUUUAAUAGAUAAUAAUGACAAGAAACUUCAAGACCGAGAAAGGUCACCCUUUAAAGACUCUCCUCAUAAAGUUGAACCUAAAAAUAGAUCUAAUGAUGAUAAACAGAUCAUUUCCAAAACUACAAAUAUUCCCGAUUUUAACCUUUCUCCUGAACAGUUAAACAAACAGACUGUUAAAGAACCAUCACCAUCCAAAUUUGGAACUUAUGAUGUAAAACAAAGAACAUUCAAAGAAGAAGUUAAACAAGCCAAUGAAGUUACUAAAACUUCUAAUGUUGAAGCUCAUCCAGUUCCACCUAAAACAAGACCUUCGCAGAAACUUGCAAGUAAAUCUCCAAGAAAUAGUACUUCACCAGUCAAAAUUUCUGCAAGGGAUACGUCAUACAAGCAGACGUCUGAUUUUAUAAACACAGAAAAAACUACUGAAGGAAUUAAUAAAACAACUCAAAAAGAACGACCAAGACAAUUAAUCACUCCAUCUACUAGUCCAACUAGAAAACCUAAAAAUGAACAACCUCCAUCAUCCGGACAAAGUUCACCAACUACUUCUGUUAGUGGUUUCGUUUACUAUCGGUCAUCCGUAGAUGAUAAAACAAUAGUAACAGACUUGGAUGAACAAGAUUUUAACAUUGAACUAAAAAAAAUUACAACCCAUGAACAACCUAUGGAUGAUGGAAAUAAUAAAGAUUGGCCUUCUUCAAAAAUACCAUGCAGAUCGCCAUCACCAGAAAAGCGUUCUACAAAAGAGACACUUCCUAGAAAAAGUUCUUUAAAAAAAUCUUCAAUUACUCAAAUAUCACCCACGGAAAAACCUCCUUCAAGUUUCAUGAUAUCGCCAAGUGUAGAAACUAAAGAUUUUACUGAACAUAAAGUCCAAAUAAAUGAUCAUCUCGAUAAAGAAAAAGACAAACCAGUGAAAACAAAGCCACCCUUUGAACGACGUGAAACGUAUGAAGAAAGAUGUCGUAAAAUCUUAGGCAUGAUUGUUACUGAUACUACUGAAACAGAAUCUGUGACAAAGAAAAAUUUAUCAAAUACCAAAACUGUGGAAACUGUUAGUUCAUCAAGUGUCUCGCCUUGCAGAAGUCCUUCACCAGGCCGAGACUUGUUAUCUAACAAAUCUUUAAUAAAUGAAUCUGAGAAUAAGGAAAAAACGACGGUUAGCUUAAGUAUCAUCACUGAUACUUCAAAGAAAACUAAAUCUCCAUCAAGAGAUGCAUCCCCUACAAAACUGCAAGAUAUUACAUCAAUAACUAAUGAUGAUCAAUAUAACACUGAUUACUUUUCAGAUAAAACUUUCACUGAAGACAAUACAAAAUGUUCACUGUCACGCGAAACAAUUAAAAACAAAUGUAUUCAGGAACCUACUGAUCAGAAGACAAAGUUACCUACAUCAGAUUUUAGGUCUGAAAGUAAUACUGUUAAGAAUAAGUAUACUCCGACCUCCUUCACAAAUGAGCUUCAUGAUCAACAACCGAUAAAACCUUCCGUAGACACUAAAUCUGAAAUCUCGACGAAACAACCACUAGAACACAAAGACGGUCCUGUUCGUACAGCACAUGAAAUAUAUAGUAAACCAACAACUAUUGCAGCCAAAUCAAACCGGUCACCCAGUCCAACUAAAAAACAAAUGACACCUAAUGUGUCUUAUAUAAAGUCUGAAAUCACUGAAACUGACCAUGAAACCAGUGUAAAAAAUAUUAUAAAUGUUAUUGAAGAUGAAACAGAUUAUGUACCAACAGUAAAAUCAACAUGCAAAAUUCCUGUAGGAAAAGCUAGUCCUAUAAAAAACACCGAAACAAAGAUUUAUAAUAAUACAGUGUUGACUAAAAAAUCAGAAUUGAACACUGAAUUUAUUAUUUCUGAAAAAGAAACAGAAGAAUCAGAUAGAGAACAAAAAUUACCAAGGAAUCUAUCUCCAAGCAGCUAUGAAAAAUCUCCAAUUAAAGAAAAACAUCAAAUAAAAUCGGUUAGUAUGCCUUAUGAAGAAAUAGUUUUAGAAAGUAUGAAUAAUCAUACGACUAAGGACAUUAAAAUUGAAAAUGAUGAUACUACUUAUAUUGAAAAAAAUGAUAGAGUUAAAGAUCAGAAAAUAACUAGCAGACCACCAUCAAGAAAUGUUUCACCUACAAAAAAAGUAUCCAAUGUGUCUCCAGCACCAUCUAGAAGUAUAUCUCCUAAAAAACCGCAAUCACCAAUUGAGAGGCCACAAUCUCCGCAGGUAACCAAAAUAAGUGGCUUAAAACCUAGAGAACCGGUGUCUUCUAAUAUACGUAAACCUUCAGCGAAUGCAACAUCACCGACAAAAAUAGAUAAAACUUCCACCAAUGAUGUGAAAAAGCUGAACACUAUCAUAAAACAAUCUAGUUUAACAAAAACAACAUCAAAUAAAAUUGCCACAAAUAAAAUUACUCAUGCAAGUGUCAACAAAAUUUUAGAUCACGAGCCUAAAAAGACAGCUUCACUAAAAACCUCUAAAGAUAAUGUGAAAAAAGACGUAGAAAUAAAGGUCACGCGAACGACUAGUGAUACUACUUUGAAAACUAAAAAGUCUUCACCUCAAAGAAAUAGAUCUAAACCUGAAAUUCAAGUCAACGAUAAAGCAACUAAACAACCAUCUUUAACAAACAAAUAUCACAAAAUUUUACCUAAAGAAUCACAUACAAAAUUGCCAACAAGCAAACCUAAAUCUGCUACUGCUCUUAAUACAUCCACUGAUGAAGACGAUGUAAUAAUUGAUGUUCAGCAAGCAAAAUCAUCCCGUGAAAAUUCACCAGAUCGCAUAUGUCCAACACCAGUCGGAUUUUUAGAUGAUGUUGGUACACCUAGGUUCCCUGAUGAAGUUAAUGAACCCGACGAUGAACUGCAUAGUCGAACACAUCAGACAAUACAUGAAACAGAGUCUAUAGUAGAUGACAUUGUGGAAAUAUGUGAGGAUGAUGAACUAUUUGUUAAAAGAACUAAUACAGAUAAUUUAAAAUAUACCGAUGAAAUUUAUGAUUUAAAUGAUAAAGUAUCUAAAUUUGAUAUUAAAAUAGGUAAAAAUAUCAAAACAAAAGACACGAGCACUCGAUUUAAAGACACUGAAAUAAAAGUACAUUCAGAUUUAAUAGACGAAAAUUUAAAAUCAGACCAAUGCUUGCUCUCAGUCUCGGAAAAAGUUAACAAGUUUGCUAAAGGGCCGAUUGAUGCAAAAGAUAGAAGUCCUUCUCGUAAUAUUGUGGAAGAGUAUGAUAAGCAUUCUACUUUCCAGGAUGACUACACAAAAUUAAGCGUCAAUGAUAAAGCUCAUUUAUUUAUUGAAACAGCUGAAAAUAUAAAAACCACUAAUAAAACAAAGCCUGCCCAAAGGAUUGAGCGUCCUGAUUUAAGCAGUGUAGAUGACGCUUUGAAAAGCGAUGAUUGUUUGCUCAGUGUUUCAGAUAAGGUAAAUAAAUUUGUAAAAACUGCAGAACAGUUUUUAAAUGAAACCAUUGAAAGCGAAGAGAAGGAAAAAAGAAUAAAAGAGCAACAUGAAAAAAUAAUGAGGAAAAUUGUAGACAGUCAGGACGAUAAUAUAAAAAUUGAGCGCCUGAACAAUAAUAUAGAAGAACAUGACGAUACGCUUGAAGCUAAGUCUAACAUACAUUUAAGACAAAACUCCUUUGCAAAAGAGACUGCAUCAUCUAGUGCAAAAAUAAAGGAUCCGGUCAACCCCGAUAUAAGGCUUAUUGACAAAACAUCAACUGUUAAAGUAACUACUUUGCGCAGUAGUGAUGCAGUAAAAAAAGCCAAGGCUUUGUUUGAAAAUAUUGCUUCUACGACAACUCCUAAAAUAAAAGAACAACCGCAUAGUAAAACUCUAAAAACACCUGAUACAAGUUCCCUAAAAACUUCCGCAAAUGCUCGGCAACCUUCUUCUGAAUACGAAGUUCCAAAAUAUGAAGAUCUAAAACAUAUUACUUCAGAAAAAGUUAUUUUAAAAGAGUCUAUUUCAGAAACCGUUGACAUAGGGGCUAAUCAAAAGGAGAAAAUUCAAAGCAGUCCUGCUCGUAAAAGGCCACAGUCACCUGAAACUAUUAGACCAAGUUCCCCCUUAUAUAAAACAAAGGAAAAAUCUUCCUCUACAAUAACCACGAUCACUGCUUUAACUGAAGUACCACAUCAAGUGCGUCCAAGCCAUGAGAAAUCUGAAAAUCUGCACGACAAGGUGCCGGGGUAUCAAAGACCCACAAAAACCAGUCAACUAAAGGAAGAAAAUAAAGUCAUAGAGGAAACUGAUGUAAGUAGUAGACGUGGCAGCGGAAAGUUUGGCAUUGAACUCCGCAGGACAAGUAUAGAGAGAUCAACAGCGAGCAAUGAACGCCGACGCAGUAGUGUCGAGCACUAUCAACCCUGCAUUGAAGAUAUUUUUGACCUAGACCUCCUAGAACAAAUGUUGGAAAAGGUCGUGGGCUAUGAGCAGCGGAGGCGUAUAAGAGCACAUAUGCGUGUGGCAAAAAAGAAAAUAGAGAGUGAACAUGUUACAAAAACUAAACAAAUUGUUACUAAAACCACCAAAACUCGAUCACCUGAACGUCAAAGCCAACACAAGUCACCUGAACGCAAGCCUGCAAAUCAAAAACCAUAUUCCCCUGAAAGACAAGUCAAGCAAGCUCCACAAAAGGCAGCUACUCCAGACUAUAGCGGGAAACAAUCGCUAUCAAUGCCUUUGACAUCAGAACUCGCUCAUCCAAAAGAAGAUAAGUCAAUGUUAAAUGAACAUGAUAAAGAGCCUAUAGACACUUUGCACUAUAAGGAUGUUAGAUCACACAGUCCUUCUAAAUUAGCACCAAAAACACCUGCUAAGUCUAAAAGUCCCCUACAGCCAUCUAGCCUUGAUAAAAAAACCAGACCUGUUUCACCUUCAAAGACUACUACGCCGAAACCGAAAACUAAUCGUUUUAGCGAGUACGCUUCUGCUUACAUGAAGAAAGUUGGACUUAAUGAAAACGAUAAAAAUUGCAUUUCAGAUGUAAAAGUAAAAAAGACAUCUGCAGACCAGCACAAACUUAAAAAGAUGGAUACCCAUCAUUCCGUGGAAACAAAAUAUUCGAAAACGGUAUCAAAAAAUGUGACAGAACGAAAAUCUUCAAAGGAUACUGUUGAAACAAUCCACAUCAAUGGUAAAAGGUCUCAAUCACCUCAAAAAAUUAUAUCUGAAAGUCAAAGUCCAGUUCUCCAAAGAAAGGUUGACUUGGAUAACAAUAAGUACAGUUCUGAUCGAACACACAGCCCCAAUAGAAAACCACACGUCCCGGAAACGAUUGUUCACCAACCCGAUCAUAAGAGUCCUGAACGUAAAGCUUAUGUUACAGAGCGUAAAGCUCAUAGUCCAGAUCGCAAAACUCACAGUCCAGAUCGCAAAACUCACAGUCUAGAUCGCAAAACUCUCAGUCCAGAUCGCAAAACUCACAGUCCAGAUCGCAAAGCCCACAUUAUAGAUCGCAAAACUCACAGUCCAGAUCGAAAAUCCCACAUUACAGAUCAAAGCCCUGAACGUAACGUUCAAUCUGCUGAUCUUAGAACACAGAGCCCAGCUGGACUACGUAAGCUUGAUCGCCCUGACCUUAAUCGUCAGAAGUCUGACACAACCAAAACCAAAAAGGAAACUAUUAUAAAAACUGUUUACGAAAUUGAGAAUAAGAUACCCCCAAAACAAAAACAGGAGGAGAAACCUUCGUGGGUCACGAACAGGAACUUGAAAAAGAUAACAUCUGAGACGCGCACUUUCAGCACAAAGAAAAUCGAGUCUGAAAAACCUAAAUAUCGUUCUACGAGUCCAUCUAAAAUUAUUUCAAAGCCUCUCGAUGUAAUUACGUCUAGCUACGGGCCCGGACCUCUGGAUGCAGACGGUAGACCUUUGUUUGGUAUCAAGGCUUUGAGAAAUGGGGCAUCGAAUUACCAAGUGAAAGGCACCGUUAUUCGCCAAGAGUUCCACUCGCGGAACGGCAGCGAGCCCGAAGGCACCGUCUCGGUGACGGCGUACUCCACGGAGCCUCAGGACUUGGAGAAACUCCUCCAGACUCAAGGGGAGAAGCCCUCGAGGUUCCUGCACGGCUUGGCGGCGAUCACCACGACCAAGAAAUUCGGCGGAGACACUGGUACCACACUAAGCGCAGUUAAUAACAAAGAAGAACGCGCCGCACUAGAUCAGUUCACACAGAGCAACCGCCGAAUAACCGAGAGCAGAAUCACCAGCGGAACCAGCAGCGUCGACAGAAGAGAACAGAAGUACACACAGGAACAGAACGUAGACAUAGCCGAGCCUGAUUUAAAAGAGGCACAGAAUAUAACGGAACGUAUCACUGAAAUUGUUGAAAACACUGAUCAUUUAGACGGAAGGGAUAACGAGAGACGUGUCUUGAAGGACAGAAAAGCUGAAGCGAAAGACAACAAACAAAACAAGAAAGUGCAAGAGAAGUCCGAAAGGAGAGUGGAAAUGGAGACCGUGAAAAGGAGAGGAAAUGAAAAUUCGGAAAAGAUGGACAAACGAGUGGACGAUCGAAAAACAGUCAGACAAAGUUCUGUGAAAUCCCUUACGGAGAAAUACAUAAAGAGUGCUAGCGAGACAUCGAAGACAGACCGCGCGACGUACCCCAAGGCCGGUCUGAUCCUGCGCACCUCCACCAUGAAAGACAGCGUCUCUAGCGACUCCUCCACUCAUGCUGGUCUGGCCCGCACGGACAGCGAGCACAGCCUCGCGUCGGUGGACGACGUGGUGACCACCACCACGGAGCAAGUGAACGACGGAGUACGCACCACCACCACGACCACGGAGCGAGUGGACGGCGGCGUGCGCACCACCACCACCAGCUCGCGCACCCAGGGCCGCAUGCAGGAGCGCUCCUUCCUCGACAGCUCCACCAAGGUCACCGGCGUGCAGGACAUUCUGACGAGGAUGAAGAAUGCUGACAUAGUGAUCGAGGACGGCGACAGCAGCGCCGACACGGAGGCGCGCGCGCUGCUCAACAAGUUCUUGGGCGCCACCGUGCUGAUGGCCGGCAUGCAGAGCUACGUCACCGAGAAGCCCACCGGGAAGGUGCUCGUCAAGCAGGAGACGGUCCAGACCAGCGGCGGAAAAACCACCAGCAGCCGCCACAUCGAGGAAUUUGACAUCGAGCAGUGCUGGGACGAGCGCGUGCUGCGCAAGCUUUUGGACGAGUGCGCGGACUACGAGCAGCGGCGGCGGCUGCGCGCGCGCCUGCGCACACUCAUGGCCGAGCAGGAAGCGUGCGCGAGCGCGGUGACGGCGGCGCUGGCGGCGGCCGACGAGCGCGCCGACGAGCCGGCCGAGCGCGAGGAAGAGGAAAUGACGACUGUAACAUCGAGCGUGAGGAGGAACUCGACCGAGAACACCAUUAGCAGUAGCACCACCAUCAAAAAUACUAAAGUGAUCGAGAGCAUGACCAGGCCGGCGCCGAAACCAGUUUCGCCGUUCGCCAAAUUCCGUCAGCUCGAAAAGCAAAACUCUACUAACUCUCCCAACUCGCCCAAGAGCCCGCAGAGCCCGGGCUCUCCGUCGCAGCCUUACUUCAAGUUCACGGACCCCGCGCUGCAAGCCAGCGCCGUCACUAUAAAAGAGCGCUUGCUGCAGUGGUGUCGCGACAAGACACGGGAUUACGAGAAUGUGAAGCUGGAGAACUUCUCGACGAGCUGGGCGGACGGGCUGGCGUUCUGCGCGCUGCUGCACCACUUCCUGCCCGACGCCUUCGACUACGCGGCGCUCUCGCCGGACAGACGCCGACACAACUUCACGCUCGCCUUCAAAGUUGCCGAUGAGAAGGCGGGCAUCUACCCCCUACUGGACGUGGACGACAUGGUGGCGAUGCGCAAGCCGGACUGGAAGUGCGUGUUCACGUACGUGCAGUCCAUCUACCGGCGCUUCAAGGACGAGCGCUGAGCGCCGCACGCCGCCGCACGCCGCCGCGCAGUGGAACGGGCACACGCUACUUUACACGUCCCCAUAGCACCAGACCUUGACUUUGUUCUGUUUCAUUACACCCAGUACAAAGUUUAAACAAUCCACACCCAUUGGCAGAAUAUUUUGUGAGUAAUACCUGUUUUGUUAAAGCAUCGAUAAGAAUAUUAUUUGUUCAGGUCUGGUGAUAUGGGGGCAAACCAUCAUUCCACUCUACAUGUUAAUACGUGAUAUUAGAACCUUGUUCAUUUAAAGAUUUUUAUCAAGGUAAAAGAGAUCACAACCUUUGAUGUCACAAUAAAUUUAAUAAAUUAUUUAUUAUUUUCAUCGAGGUUCUACUGUCGCAAAUAACAAAACUGGUAUCCCGUGUCUCGAUACUAUAAUGACAUUUCCUAUUUACAGUAGAAAUGGAAUACUAAAGUAGCGUUUUCUUGUUCUCGAUUCUGUGUAACAUUGAAAUCAUAUCAUUUUACUGCAUGCAAAUUAUUUUGACAGUGUUGAACUGUCAAGUUUAAAGUUAUAAAUGCAUGUGAUACGAUUUCAAGGUCACAUGGUGUCAGCGUCUAGUAGCCAGAGUGUGCAGUAGUCGAACCGUGUAGGUCACAAAUGUGUAGUGGAAGAUUAGUGAGUCCAAAGAGCGUAUGUUACACACUGCUGUACAGUAGACGGAAGCUUCGACACAUCUGUAAGAAACCAAGCCCUCAAUCUUUAUAUCAUAGAUAUUGUAAAUAACUUAACGCGUCAUCGUAUUUUUAGUCAACGUCUUUAGCUAUAGAGUUGUAUGUCACAAAAAUAUUUCCUUUCUAUAUAAUACUUACACAUUAGGUACUAUUCUUUACAAUUCCCUAUUUUUGAAAUUCUUUCAUAAUUUUCUUGUAUAAUUUCGCUCAAGCUUCAGUGUGGGCCGUGUUUCUUGGUUUGUCGUCUUCCGUGUAGUGUGGCGCAGUGUGUUGUUGUGUUGUGUUGUUAUUGUUUGUGUUACGUUGUCAGAUGUUUAUCCAAUUCGCCCAACUCGUCGUAUCUCCGCGCGCAGUCUCGUGUACACUCCUCCUAUUUAUUUAUAAUCUCAAGAUGUAUGUGAUUUUUUUAUAUUUAGUAUGUAAGUUUCACUAACAGUUUAUACUGUACACAGAGAAAUCCGUAGAUAAUAUCAGUAUGUGUUGUAACGUUCAAACAUAACUGAUGCCCAUGAUGUUAAUAUUUUAUGACGAAGUUUAUGACGUCACAAGUUGCAUACCCAUAGUGACCAUUUAAGAGAAUCCGAAAGUGGUCCCAGGAGUUCCAAACUGUCCAGAUGGCGCUAAUAAGGCCACAAAAGAUUUGAAUUCGGCCGUUAAGAAAUAAUGAAAAACACGUCUGUUUCUUCUCUAUGAGAGCUUCUCUUUUCUGUAAAUGUCUACGAAGUCUACAGAUGUCUCUGUGUACAGCUACAUUUCGAGCGAUAAUUGUAUUUGUAGUUCAUAGCCGUGUAACGUGGCGGUAAUAUUCGCUAUAAAUGUUAUAACGACGCACUGAGAGCUUCCCGCGAGAAUCUUCUUCACUUAUUUAUCUACAUAAGCAAGAUGCAUCCUCGUGUCGCUUGUGCGAGCCACUGUGUGCUUUGUGACGUUCAAAUCGUAACAACAAUGUAUAAACGUGUUACACCGUCCGCGCCUUUACAAUGUUUUUGAUUUUUAAAAUGAUAAGAGGCCUUAAGUUAAUGCUAAAUCGACUUUAACAUAUAAAUGCACUUUUUGUGGUUUUCGAUUGCGUUUUCAACGUCACAAGUUACAGGAUACCUACUUUUCUAACAAUAUUCUAUUUUACAAUUACGACAUUAAGUUAUAUUUAAAUGCUUCAAAUAAUUGACUAUUAUAUUGAUAAAUUCAUAAAUUUUAUUAUUGACCUUAAUUUUAAGCCUAAUUUAUAUUGAUAAUAUUAUUAUAAUGAAAUUAAAUAUUACGAUUAACAAUUUUUAAUAA
Messenger RNA from Bicyclus anynana (squinting bush brown), 13214 nucleotides. RefSeq names its product titin. Gene Ontology annotation, molecular function: protein binding. Lineage: Eukaryota; Metazoa; Arthropoda; Insecta; Lepidoptera; Nymphalidae. Gene Ontology annotation, biological process: actin cytoskeleton organization. Bases 319 to 11235 code for a protein of 3638 amino acids. The record is from RefSeq and is a predicted model, not a curated record. Gene Ontology annotation, cellular component: microtubule organizing center; filamentous actin. The transcript has 19 exons.